Callorhinus ursinus (northern fur seal) is the source of this 4666-nucleotide messenger RNA. RefSeq names its product CYFIP related Rac1 interactor A (gene CYRIA). Gene Ontology annotation, molecular function: small GTPase binding. NCBI's taxonomy places the organism in Eukaryota, Metazoa, Chordata, Mammalia, Carnivora, Otariidae. The record is from RefSeq and is a predicted model, not a curated record. Gene Ontology annotation, biological process: regulation of actin filament polymerization.
GGCCGCGGGAGAGGCGUCCACAGCGGCGGCAGCUGGGGCAGCGGCGGACGCGCGGCCGAGCUAGGCGGCGGCGACCCCGGCAGAUUAUCAUCACUCACUUGAGGACAGAGAAACAACAGGACUCUAGGGGGCCACAGCCCUGAUUUGGGAGCCAGACUUGCCUCGGCCAGCGUGCUCAGCCAUUUGGUCCCAUCAGCCUGGACUGGUGAACCUCAAUCACACAGGAGAGCUCCAGCAAACCCGUAUUCCCUGAGUGGCCUGCUGUGGAUUCAAGUGUAAGUCCUAGCUCCUGUCCUGGAGGUUUCCACCUUCUAGGAAGAGAGGCAGACAGCGUUAACUGUGUGCUAGGCCCUGCGCUAAGUGCUGGGGGUACAGUAAGGUAUAAAAACAGCCCUGCCCAAGAAGACCUGACCUUGAGAGAGGUUUGCUGGGAUGGGAAACCUGCUCAAAGUCCUUACCAGGGAAAUUGAAAACUAUCCACAUUUUUUCCUGGAUUUUGAAAAUGCCCAGCCCACAGAAGGAGAGAGGGAAAUAUGGAACCAGAUCAGCGCCGUCCUCCAGGAUUCUGAGAGCAUCCUCGCAGACCUGCAGGCUUACAAGGGCGCAGGGCCAGAGAUCCGAGAUGCGAUUCAGAAUCCCAACGACAUUCAGCUUCAAGAAAAAGCUUGGAAUGCAGUAUGUCCUCUGGUUGUGAGGCUAAAGAGAUUUUAUGAAUUCUCCAUAAGGCUAGAGAAAGCUCUUCAGAGUUUAUUAGAGUCUCUGACCUGUCCACCCUACACGCCAACCCAGCACCUGGAACGGGAGCAGGCCCUGGCAAAGGAGUUCGCAGAAAUUCUCCAUUUUACCCUGCGAUUUGAUGAGCUGAAGAUGAGGAACCCAGCUAUUCAGAACGACUUCAGCUACUACAGAAGGACAAUAAGUCGCAACCGCAUCAACAACAUGCAUCUAGACAUUGAGAAUGAAGUCAAUAAUGAGAUGGCCAAUCGAAUGUCCCUCUUCUAUGCAGAAGCCACACCAAUGCUGAAAACCCUUAGCAAUGCCACCAUGCACUUUGUCUCCGAAAACAAAACCCUGCCAAUAGAGAACACGACAGACUGCCUCAGUACGAUGACAAGUGUUUGUAAAGUCAUGCUGGAAACGCCGGAGUACAGGAGCAGGUUCACAAGCGAAGAAACGCUGAUGUUCUGCAUGAGGGUGAUGGUGGGGGUCAUCAUUCUCUAUGACCACGUUCACCCCGUGGGAGCGUUCAGCAAGACAUCCAAGAUUGAUAUGAAAGGCUGCAUAAAGGUUUUGAAGGAACAGGCCCCGGACAGUGUGGAGGGGCUACUGAAUGCCCUCAGGUUCACUACCAAGCACUUGAAUGAUGAAUCAACUUCCAAACAGAUUCGAGCAAUGCUUCAGUAGAGCUCUGCUCAAAGAAGAGGAUCUAUGUACUGACCUCAGAAGAUGUAUAUGUUUACAUAAUUUAAUACAGAUUGAUGUUAAUACUUGUGUAUUUACAUAACCGUUUCCUUCUUGUCACUGAAAUAUAUGGACUUUAAUUUGUAUCUUGACUGACUCGACCCAGCAGAGCAUAAAUUGACUUGAGAGCCUAACCUUUGAUGUCUAAAACAAAACCCUCUUCUCCAAAGCCAAAAUUUGGAGAUGUUGGUCUUUACUACUGGAGUCCUUUAACUACACCUGUAACAAUCCAAAAUUCCCAAUAGUUUGUGGUAGUGUUUUAAUUCUAGAUGUGUAAUCUCUCUGGGAAGUUUACUUAUAGAAACACGAAGUAUUUGAUUUCCUGUGUCGGCUUGGCUACAAGAAACACAACCGUUAUCCUGACAGAGGGAGAGAGGAAUCCAAGAAAAGAAAAAUGCAUGUGAAGAUACAAACUCAAGUGUUUGGAAUUCAGCACGCCCCCCACCUCUCUUCCCUCAGACUGCAAACCACAUGUGCAGCUUUUUUGUUUGCACGUUAUUUUAUUUAGCGACAUAGUCCCCUUCUCUCUGGAUUUAUAUUCCUCUAACGUUCCCUUUUGAUUCUGCAGGAGGAAAAUCACCUGCGCUUGAAUCCACUUGUAAGAAAGAAGUGAGAAUAGAUAGAUGUGCUGUCAUAGCUGAGCUGUGAAGGUGGUUGUCUUGGAAGUGGGGGACAGGCUGGGAGGAAGGACACACAGGCAACAGGACAGUCCUCUCUCCACUUCAACCCUCUGGCUUUGGGUAAUUUUACUGACAUUCCGGGUAUCUGUGGGGUCCUGGGUGCCCAGCCGCCCUCCUGAAAUGGGCCCUGCCCUUUGUGGGCUGAUCAUGUGGUGACAGAGGUCUCAGGUACUUCACUAAUUUCCAGAAAACUGGGGACUCCAGAGGGAGGAAAUGCUACAUUUUCCAGUUCCCUAGUAUUUAAAAGGUAGCUCCUCCCUGACCACAUGGCUAGCUUGCUGCAAUGUGUACAACUUUGGUCUGAGUACCUGGAUUUAGUCCUAGCCUUAUUGAUCCACUAUGUGGUCUUUGGAAAUUCACUUAAGCUCUUUGUGUCUCACUUUCUUCAUCUAUAAAAUGGGCAAUUAGAACAGACAAUCUCCAAGAGCCCUACAAGGCAACGAGCCAAUAAAAUGGCUGACUCUUACAUGCUUCCUUAGGAAAUAGAGUCCAGGAAUCAUCACCCCACCUUGUCUUGAAGAUAGGACCAGGCCUAGAGUCAUUCUGUCUGCAGAUCGGAGCUUAUAACGGAACCUUGAAAAUCUCCUGUUCCAAUGUCCAGUGGAGAAAGAGACGAGGGUGAAGUCAAACAGGAUCAACCCCCCUGUAGGACUGGAGCCCAGGAUCCCUCACUCCUGAUUCUUUCCCUCUUCACCAUGUGGCCUAUGCAUACAUACUAUGGGAUGAGAUUGGACACUUUUAAGUCAAUCUUCAGUCUGGCUUAUUUUAUUACUUGCCUAUUUCUGAUAGAAGGAAAGGGUUGCCCAGUGAUUGAUAAUCCCAGAAGUUGGGCCUGGGUACAUCAGGGUGUCAUUCACCAUGUCCCAAGGAACGAGCCGUCAGACACAAUUGAUUUCCAGACUUUAGUAUCCAGCUGGCACUCUCUCGAGUCCUCCAAGAAAGGGGAAAGAUACUUUUGUUUUGUUUUACUUUUAACAACAACAGCAACAAAAAAUCCAGUCAAGUGACAGAACAGAUUCUCUGGUUUACAUCUAAAUGUCAGUCAACAGAGAGAGAAAAAGGCCCUUUUCCUUAGAACUUUUCAAGCUGAACAAGUACAGCUCCUUGGAUGGGGGUGGGGGGGUGGUUCUCUCAUCAGGACAGAAAUGCACUUAGAUGGCCUUCAUGGCCUUUUCAAACCUAGGGAUUUUAACACGUUGGAAGAAGCCGGGAAACGGGGUAAACAAUGGGUGAACAAAUUCAUUGACUGUUCAGCUUAAGAAAUGUUCUAUUUGGCAGCCUCACGUCAUCUUUGGGCAGCAACUGUCAAGACAAGAAUUAUAGAGGCACUCAAUGUUUAUCAUCAUUGGGUCCAUUUGUUCCCUUUAUUGGGUGAGGAGUUUAAGUCUUGGAGAGAGGAAAGGACUUGCAGAGGAAAUCGUUGAGCACAUUUCUAAUUUUUAAUUAGACUUUUAUCAAAUGGGAUCAAACAUACAGGAGGGGCUGCUGGCCUGCCCCAAUAUAGCCAGGCCACCUUGUUUCAAAGCUAAUAUCCACCUGUCCAUGGGUUUUCAAAAGCCCAGUUGCCUCUGAUGAUCAGGAGGACAAGUUAAUUGAACGUCUGUGAUCACUAACAGGUAAUGGCUAUUGGGUCCACUCCUGAGCUACUGUGGGAGACAAAUUCUUUUAACAGACUGUCCUCCAGGCGUCAGGAGUCCAUGAAAAAUCAUGUUUUCUUUUCCUGUGUGUGCUGCAUGCACAUGUGUUUAAGACCCAUGGGUGGCUUAGGGGAAAGUGUUAGCCACAGUAUCCAUGUCGAUGUUUAACUAUAUUUCAUAUUUGAUGUUUCAUAGUUUUCAAAUAAACCGUGUUUUCCAUUACUCAGAUAUUUAUUUUGGGGCAGACAACAGGUGAAAAUUACAUUUCUCAGAUGCGCUGCUAUUUUGGCAUCAUGACUUUGUUCUCAGAAGUUUUUCAUGCAUCACUAAGAGCUACUAAUGAAAGCAAGUGGCAGUGAGUUUUUUGAAUUGUGGUAGCCCAUUAGGGCUGGAGUAUUUAUUAACAACCAGAAAGAAAGUCUUGAUAGUAAUCUCUUAAUUGUUAAUCUCAUGCUUCAUCAUUUGCUUCUAGUCAUCAUCAUUAUAUCAAGACAUUAAUGGUAAACUGAGGUUUUUGAUACAUCAUCACAUUGAAGUUACAAAAAAGUAAUAAUCAUGCUUCCUCAAAAGAAAAACGAAGCCUAUCCAAUCUUGGAAUCCAAUUGUACAAGUAGAAUUCGGAGAAUUCUCAUUCAGUCUUGUAUCCAAACAGCUACAAAUUUUUCUAGACAUUAAUAAUAAACAGUGGAAUUUUAUCUUAAAGACAUUUUGGAACCUAACUUCCCCAUUACAUCUAUAAAAGCUGUUGCAUACACAAAGCUGUUUUAAAGUUGUCAUAUGUUGUUUGCUAAAGUCAUUGUAUUUUUUUUUUGCCUGCUUUGCCUCUUUUUGUACAGAAGUUUUGAGUGUGAAAUGAAAAUUAAAGUUUGGUACAUAUAUUUAAAAAUA